Molecule: messenger RNA, 2312 nt
Organism: Dalotia coriaria
Lineage: Eukaryota; Metazoa; Arthropoda; Insecta; Coleoptera; Staphylinidae
Product: kelch domain-containing protein 3-like
Exons: 6
Coding region: 725-1882 (385 amino acids)
Cellular component (GO): cytoplasm
Molecular function (GO): protein binding; chromatin binding
Source: RefSeq, a predicted model, not a curated record
CUGCAAGUCCACAGAUAAAAUUCGUUUAAUUUUGCUCAAGUGGGAGUACAUGUAAAACAUAAGCAAAAUAAGUCGAGUCAAGCGAGGUGAGUGAGGUAACAAACAUUGUCAAUGUCAACAACAAAUAAACAACAAUCAAAAAACCACCGAGCGAUCUUCAGUCCGUUCGUAUCAGUCGCGUUUUAUUAAACCGUUGCAGCAGACGUGGUUGACAAUUCCACAACACACCAAGUAAAUUACAACAUUAAAAAUAAAUUAUAUCUAAAAUAAAAUAAAGACAAAGUUGGCGUUGAUACAUCUACAUUGCAAAAACUAUACAGCAUAUAUAUGUAUUUGCGUAUAAUAAUAGAGUGAGUCUGAAUGACGCGACGCCAAAUCGAAUAUAGUGCACGACCACGACCUGUACGGGGAUUUCGAUUUGUUUAUUCCGUUUACGCGCGGCGCCUGUGAACACAUUCAGUAGCCAGCCACCGAGCGUUGAGAGAGGAGAUCAAUUGUAUAAUUCCCGUAUGCCGGCUGUAUCGCUGGCAACGAGAGUGAUAACUCCACGCAAAUUCUUUCAAACGCGUUCUUAACCUCUCUGUGAAUGUUAUUGGCAUUGGCAAGGUUUCUGUGUCUAUUUUCCGCAUUGUUGUUCGCAAACGCGUGAACUUGGCCAUCAAAUAACAACAUUAACAACAUGUUCAAUUGAGUACAAGUUACUUUAGUUAACUAAAACUAAAAAAUGCUUUGGGUGGUGCAAGUGGAAGGUGGUCCAAAGCGCGUCAACCACGCAGCUGUGUCCAUUGAUAACAAGAUCUACACAUUCGGCGGUUAUUGUACUGGUGAAGAUUUAAGAGAAUAUUCAUCGAUAGAUGUGCAUAUUCUGAAUACCAAGACGUUUCGAUGGACGAAACAUCCAGUCAGUGAUCUACCAUACUUCGAAAAUGAUGAUAUUUUACCUUUUAAGAGAUAUGGACAUACUACGGUGCCCUACGGAGAUAAAAUUUACUUAUGGGGUGGACGCAAUGAUCGGGUAACUUGUUCAGUGCUCUUUUGUUUCGAUACAGUUUGGCAUUCGUGGACAGCGCCGAAUUGCACCGGUGAUAUUCCACUGGCUAGGGAUGGACACAGCGCGUGCAUUUGUGAUAAUAAGAUGUACAUCUUUGGUGGAUUCGAAGACGAGUCUGAUUCGUUCGCCAAGGGUGUUUAUAUGCUCAAUUUGGACAAAAUGCGUUGGCAGUAUAUUCAUACAAUAGGACCUGAACCACAAUUACGAGAUUUCCACACGGCAGUAUGCAUCGAUCACAAAAUGUAUCUCUUCGGCGGAAGAAGUUCCGAAUUUGAAAGUGGUGUCUAUUUACCCGGCGAAAAAUAUUGCCCGAAAUUAUGGUACCUUGAUUUAGUCACGUACAAAUGGCACAAACCUGAAGUGUAUGGUGAUAGACCAAUUGGCAGAAGAAGUCAUUCAGCUUUUGUAAGAGGUAAAAAAAUGUACAUUUUCGGUGGAUAUAACGCCAUCAAGAGUCAACACUAUAAUGAUAUGUAUGAAUUUGACACCACGACGAAUUACUGGACGAAAAUCAACGCUCUGGGUGAUCCACCUUGUGAAAGACGACGCCAGGCUUCGUUAAUAAUUGAUGAUCGUGUUUAUUUAUUCGGUGGUACAAGUCCGUUUCCUUUGCUGAACGACGAAUCUCGCGGUAAUGAUGAUAAAUUGAUUGAUCACAGCGAUAUGUACGUGCUGGAUUUCGUACCGACGUUGAAAACGUUGUGUCUAGUCGCUACUCGUAAAUAUUCAUUAAAUAUUUCGUCCUUACCUUGUAAUAUUAGGAGUGAAUAUAAGAAUAUGACUACUCCUAAUCAAAUAACUGUCAAUAGACCCUGGAAUUCAGCGGGAUAAAUCUGCACUAGAUAGAUUUAUGCAAUGGUAGGUGCUAGAAUUAUACAUUAAAUAAUUGCCCACGCCGCUACGGACUGUUAGGAAAGAACGCGAGAUUAGUUUUUUAUUUAGUUAAUUAAUUGUUAAUAAUUUCCUGCCGAUUUUCUCGAGUUUUUGCCAUCGCGCAGCUAUGAAAUGUCUUUUCUUCGAUUUCGUUAUCAUUUCAGGUUCUUUUGUGAUAUUUUUCUUAUAAGAUACGAUUGCAAUCACAGUCCUAAUUUUUGUGAAUGAUUUUUUGGUUAUUUAAUCGCGCUUAUCGUCAGUGGCGUAGCUAGUACAGCCACCCCAUCCUACGUCACUGCUUGAUGUAUAUAAUUGUACUGAUUUACGAUUAGUACUGAUAUUUAUACUCUGUAUUUCACGUAAAGCAGAAUAAAACAUUUACAAAUUA